Messenger RNA from Eupeodes corollae, 411 nucleotides. Its product is annotated as histone H3. Bases 1 to 411 code for a protein of 136 amino acids. Gene Ontology annotation, cellular component: nucleosome. The record is from RefSeq and is a predicted model, not a curated record. The transcript has a single exon. Gene Ontology annotation, molecular function: structural constituent of chromatin; DNA binding; protein heterodimerization activity. Lineage: Eukaryota; Metazoa; Arthropoda; Insecta; Diptera; Syrphidae.
AUGGCUCGUACAAAGCAAACUGCCCGUAAAUCGACUGGUGGAAAAGCCCCACGUAAGCAACUGGCAACAAAGGCAGCUCGUAAAAGUGCUCCAGCAACAGGAGGUGUAAAGAAACCACAUCGUUAUCGUCCUGGAACAGUGGCUCUUCGUGAGAUUCGUCGUUAUCAGAAAAGCACCGAAUUGUUAAUUCGUAAAUUGCCUUUCCAACGUUUAGUUCGUGAAAUUGCUCAAGAUUUCAAAACAGAUUUGCGUUUCCAGAGCUCAGCUGUUAUGGCGCUUCAAGAAGCAAGUGAAGCUUAUUUGGUUGGCCUGUUUGAAGACACAAAUUUGUGCGCCAUCCAUGCCAAACGUGUCACAAUUAUGCCAAAAGACAUUCAAUUGGCCAGACGCAUCCGUGGCGAACGUGCUUAA